AUGACGGCAUCAUGGAAUCCUCCCGGGCCGGCAAUGUAUGAGGUGCUCCGUGAGGCACUGAAAAACGACGAAUACGAAUCGUUGAAUCACAUAUUGGGAGAGUUGGAGAAAUUAUUCCGUGCCUUCCCGGUAGAUUCCAUCAGGAAUGGCACCACUGCGAGCGCAACGAUCGGCGUGGCCGAGCUGAAGCUUUGGAUCGAGGGAGUAGGCCGCCUAAUGUUUCAACAAAAAUCCAUCCCCAUCAAACGGCUGGCGAUCGACACGUUCGAGGCAGCGAUGCCGUACUUCGAAACAAUUGACACCAUCGAGAUUCCGGCGUGGCCGACGCUCCGGGCGAUCGUAAGUACUCAGUACACAUCGUUGCUGGAUAAGGCGCGCAACGAAAACGACCCCGAUUGGCACCGGAUCUGGUCGAUCCUGGUACGGCUCCUGCACCGCGAUGUCUGCCAAGGUUCCACCAUCAUCAACAUUUUUCUCUCGAUCGUGGAGGCCGGAUUCCGAGCGACGGAGUUUUCCAUCCGCGAGCAGGCAUUCGACUGCUGGCGACUGUUGGUGGAAGUGUUCGCUAGGCACCGACAGAUCAACUUUCCGAAGCGCAUGCGGUUGAUCUGCAUUCCGCUCAAAAGCUCCAAAUCUAAAACGGAACUGAUUGCGCUAAAGAAGUUCGAUAUCUGGUGGUUUUUGUUGACGCAGUUACGCGAUCAUUUGGACACCUGCGUCGACACGAUCUUCGAGCCGUUCAUUUACUUCUGCUUCGGUCCAACUUUCAAAACGCCCCUGUGCUACUAUUUCGAUGAAUCAUUCAAGGAAAUGGGAGCUCCAGGCAAAACCUACCAAUCGGUCAAACAGCUCUCUGCUAUUGCGUUGAUAAAUCUGCUCGGCCCGGCACCGGAAGUGACCAAACAAUUACUGAUGCUGAAGAGUGGCAACGGUGUGUCAGCGUUACCGUUUUGUUGCUCCGAGCAAGGAAUGUCUAUCUCCGCGCAACUGUUCACCACCAAAGCGAAGCUGCUGAUCGAUUCGUGCACCGAAUGUACGGUUCUUUUGGCGCAGAUGACGCAUCUCGACUAUCUGGAGCUGAACCGGUGUCUGUGGCGGAAUUUGCUGAGCCGCGCCGUAAACUUUGACUCGAAAUGGGAGUUGCUUCUGUGGUUUAAGGAGGAUAUGAUCGCACUGGUCAAUUUGUGUAUAAAGCAGGACGAAGAUUUGGCCUUACGGGAGCUACUGUAUGAAACGUUACUGAUAGUGGCCCAGAGUGAGCUCCUUACCGUCACCGUUGGCUACGACUCACCGGAGCAGUUAAUGCUGAACUACAAGUGCAUAAUGGCUGCCGUUCUGCACCCAGACUUACCGUGCCCUGAGAGCAAAUCCAAACAAAUCGUCGAACAUGUGUUCGACUUGCAACGCUACACCCAACAGCAGGGUUACUGGGAGAUGCUGCAGAAAACGGUCCAAUAUAUGUGCAAUGCGGCCGAGAUCAAUCACUCGCAGAAUGCGGAGUUCCGGGAGAUCCGUACACAGAUCUACCUUUACCUUGCAGAUUAUCUGAUCGAGCGUAUCCGAGAUGAUCCGAAGGGAUUCGAUGCCCAUCGGACGGUCGUGAUGAACUUUUUAUUGUACCCGUUGGAAUUUGAUCAGCUGGUGCUGACGGAAAAGGUGCAGACAAAAUGGCUUGCGGUGUACCAACCGAUCGCGCAGAGCGACGUCACGACGUGCGAUUUCGCCAACAGCUUCUGUGAAACGAUUAAAGCUAUGACGGUCGCAAAGUAUUCUUUCAACCUGGGAGUGGUAGCCGCUUUCUUAUGCCACGUUAUCGACUCCGUAACAGGCGACUUCGAUCCGGCAAGGCCGCCACUCAAAGUCAUUGAGCUGUUCAAAGAUCUCACUCGGAAGGCGUUGGCGUACAAGGCGAGCCUGGAUCGCCUCGAUACGAUGGCACGCAGCUUCCGGGAGUUGCUGGGACGGAUGAGCCACAAGGCACUGUUGUCGGUGAGCAUGCCUCUUCGAACCACGGUUGCCGAGAUGGUAGCCAACGAGCAUGGGUUCGCUGUGAUCGAGAUCAAGCGAAUAUUGAAUGUUCUGGCAGGAAAGAUGAUUUCUUCGGCGAUGAUGAGUGAACUGAAGCGCCAACCGAACGAGGUGCGCUGGAACUGCAAACUGAUGUUGUCGAAUAUGCUCCAGCUGCCGUCGACGGUGCGUCGUAACUGGAAGGAGGCAGACAUUAAAAAGUGUAUCCAACUUUGUGACAGCGACAUCAGAGAAUCGGCAGAGAAAUCAGCGAAGCCCAAAGCGGAUCGUGAUGAAUUUGUCGUUAUCGAGUCGAACUGGAGAUUUAAACCGGAACAAUUGACCGAGCAUCAGCUGGAAAAGAUGAAGGAGAAGCGCACCGACAUUCCGGCACUGUACAAUGAUAUGAGCCAGUCACAGGACAAUUCCAUCAUCAAACCGUGGACACCGAGCAGAACACUUGCCUCCAAGCCACCGGAACGAACAUUGGCCGCGACUGUUGUAACUGCCAGCGCAGACAGUACGAAUGCUACAGCCCCGUUGGAGGACGGAAAAAGCACGCGGUUGAGUACGGCCGAGAAGAACGAACCGUCGAACGGCAAGAAUGAUUCCAUCGUAUCAACGAGCGAAAACACCAAUGGAAAGAAGCCGGACAAGGAGAACAACUAUGCCAACAUGCUGAGUGAUCGAGCCAGCGUCAACGAUGAGCCGACAGGCUCCGAAAGUGAAAGUACGGAACAAAAAGUUAGUUCGGACCAGACGAAGGAACGUACCCGGAACGUCUUAAAGCAGCUGCGUAUCGACACGGUGGCUGGGAAGAGCCUCGAUGUGAUGAGCAUGCCGCGAACGCGACGCUCAGAGUUGCCGGAUGCAAGGGAAUCUCGCCGUAAAAGCACCGAUCCCAAGCGUAAGGUAGAAAGUGAGAAGAAGUUGAAACGAACUGCGGUAGUAACCACAAGCGAAAUUGCUUCGGCAUCGAAAGUUGCUGCCGCUGGAAUAGUUGGCACCAACCAGAGGAUCACGCGGACGUCGAGGAAGAAUUUGAACUUUGAAAACCUAGGCAGUAAUGGCAGUGGUGGUGACUCGACCACUGAAGACGAAAACAUCGUUGAAUCUUCUCAGGGGGCUGAAAAUUCCCAGAGUGCUUUAGGACGGAAGCUGUCAGGACGGCGCCGCUCCAGACUUAGUAGAUCCACUGGCGAGCCUACGCCAGGGGCCGAUACGAAACCAUCCGGAAAAAAGGUAGAUGAUGUGCCGACUAAUCCACCAUCCACAUCGUCUCAAAGUGAACCAAUGGAAAUUGAAAAGACGCCGUCAAAAGAUCGCGCAAACGAACCACCGAUAGUUAAUCAGGAGCAGACAUCCGGUUUGAGCGAGCAGCCUGCGGUCAUAGCUGAUGCAAAGGAUGACACAAUGAUGCUCAGUUCAAGACCAGAAACCAGUGCCUCGAAAAACGUGCCUCCCGAACCGGAACGAGAACUAAAGACAAAUCGAAGCCCGAAACGUGUCACACGAUCCUCACUGGACGAAGAACGGAAAGAGGAAACAAUCAGGCAAGCAACGCAUCCACACAGUCCAAGACAUCGGUCGAACAGUUCCGAGCCGGUGCUGGCUAAGGAGACUUUAAGUCCCACACGGCGAGUGACUCGGUUGAGUGUAGAUGAGAAGGACGCCACUAUCGCCCGUACGGGCAGCCCGUCAAAGGGAAGUGAUGUGAACCAUAACCUGUCCAAGAGACCCAGAAGCCUUUCGACAUCGCCAUUCAAACCACGGGUUGCGGACGGCGCAAAACAAGCGUCCUGUAGCUCAAUGGCCAGUAUCAUAGCUGCUGCUGUUUCCAGCCCGAAGAAGAUGUCCCCUACCAGCCCGGUCGUUAUGGUUGAGCCAAUAAAUAAUGCCCUACUAGCGAACGCGAAGAAAACUCUCUCUGGCCCCAUCAACUCGGUGAUGAUGGUGCCUGAGGGGGCAACAGAUACAGCGAAAGUUUCUUCAUCCGUCUGUAAGCAACCGGCUGUGGAUGGUGAGCUUCGAGAGCCGGAGGCACUAUCACCGAUAAAGAACCUGGAUGAAACGAUGGAGCCCAUGAACCGGUCACAAAACUGCACCAUCGUGUCCUCUCCCGACCUAGAGAAUGCCGAGGAACGGGCUGCGGAUUUGCUUAACAGCACACUGAAUAUUUCGCCGAUACCGGACGAGAAGAGUUCAUCGGCGAGGGGUCCAGCAGAGGAUGGUGUUCUUGCGGGCUCGACGAGCGCGGAUCGACGUGCUCCGAGUAGCGUCAUGGACAAGGAGCGGGAACCGACUGCUAGCGCCGCUUCCGUGCACGUCUCUGCCCUAAUGUCGAGACGAUCGAAAGCAAUCCCCCAGGGCUCCUCGAUGUCCGCUGCCGGCGGAGCACCAUCUAACACUGGAGGGUUGAGGACUCGCAACCAGCAACACCCAAUGGCCGCCAGUGGAUCGACACUGCGCAGCCCGUCCACGGCCCUCUCCGUUUUGGGAGGGCGCGGGGCGCACUUCAUCAGUUUGAUCCGCGGACACCAAAAUGAUCUUUCGCCAGGCUGCAACACACCGCCACAGCGCUCUUCCACGCCCACUGCGGGUCAAUCGUCGGCCUACUCGGCUGACCGUGCGACGAUGCGAAAACGGGCGGCCGUGGCGAGCGCCACGUCGGUAACGCAGGAAGGUACCGCGUCACCGGACACGGGCACAAUGCCACUGCCGGACGACGACGGGAUGGCUAAUAGAAAGAAGUAUUUGGUCUUUUCGAAGGUGCUACCGUCACCGCAAGCUUCGCCCGCGGUCAGUAUACUGAAGCGCCGUCACAACAUUCUCGAGGACAGUGUCGACGACGGGGAGUCGCCGGCUUACAAACGGAAGCGCGUCAGCUUCCACGAUCCGCCCGUAUCGCUGACAAAGGAAUACAUUCGCCACGAUGAGGAGUGCCGGUCACCGUCGAUUAGCCGUUGUCUGCAGCUGACCCACGCCAUAUCGCCUGCCGACAAGGCCAAGUUUAUGAUGCGCCGCAAGAGCCGUUGGGACAGCAUUUCGGAGUUGGAAAGAUUCACUCGAAGGCAAGCCGGUGCCGGCGGUCAGCAGCAGCAAUCGGAGAUCGAGGGCAUCGAGCCGACCUUCGAUCCGUGCGAUGGGCAGCGAGCAGCCGGGGACGAAGAGGAGGAAGACGAGGAGCUAACAUCGUCACCCGAGUCGUUGGACGAUUCGCAGUUCAUCAUUCACGACGGCACGGAUGCGUCGAUCGCACCGUUGUCGGUGUCGCCGACAAACACGACAUUGGGCGAGGGCACGUCAGCGGAGCCGAACUCGGCAGCGCCUCAAAAACCGCCACCACCGGCAGGGAAAGAAACACCGUCCACAGUCGCAUCCGGUGAAACGAACGGUACAGCCACAGCGGUGGACAGCAGUUUGAAUUUUGCAUCGGAAGAAGCCCUGCUUCAGCACGUUCUGCAGCGUUACACUCUGGACGAGAUGGUUGCGCGCUAUGUGGCGAACGGCCAAGCACCGGUUCGCACCCUAACCCGCGAGCUAUCGGUGGCCAUGGCAAAGGAUCAGAAAACGCUUCACACCGUGCUGGGCGAGCUGUCGGAGCGCUACUCGGCCGAGUUUUUGGACCACGCCAUACAGGAGAACUUCAGUGCCAUGGUGUGCGAGCGCGUGUCAGCGACCGCCAUGUUGGACCAUAUCUUCAAAAGCCUGCGCCAGCCCGCCUGUGGCAGCGGCUCGGAGCCGAUGGUGGAUACGGAGCGUUUGCGGUUGGUGCAGAGCAUGUUCGAGGGUCUGUCCACUGUGCCCGACAUCGUCUCGCCCGACGGGCAGACGACGGUGGCUCAGAUCCGGGAGCGAUUCUUGCGCCAGUUAGUUGCACGUAAAGAGCGUCUCGAAAUGAUGGCCCUGAUCGAAGACUACUUUAAACGGUCGAACGCGCUAUAGUGCCCCGAACGUGGUUCGUGCAUGGGUCUACCAUUGUAGAAUCCCUUGUCUGAUUUUACCUACCGGUCACUCUAC
Anopheles bellator is the source of this 6027-nucleotide messenger RNA. RefSeq names its product telomere-associated protein RIF1 (gene Rif1). The record is from RefSeq and is a predicted model, not a curated record. Gene Ontology annotation, cellular component: nucleus. Lineage: Eukaryota; Metazoa; Arthropoda; Insecta; Diptera; Culicidae. Gene Ontology annotation, biological process: telomere maintenance. The coding region runs from base 1 to 5952 and encodes 1983 amino acids. The transcript has 4 exons.